GAGGAGGUCCGGGCGAGGAGAGGAGAGGCGGGGCAGGGACAGGAGUGGAGGGGAGGGGCGGGGCGGGGACUCCGCUCCCACUGAGGAUGUGGCAGAGGAUAAAAACCCCACCCAAGCGGUCCUGGCUCUGCCCGAAGCCCUACUAGCUCACUGCUGUCCCAGAGCUUGGCGCAGCUUCUUUCAAGAUGUCUACAGUUCACGAAAUUCUAUGCAAGCUCAAUUUGGAGGGUGAUCAUUCCACACCUCCAAGUGCAUAUGGCUCCGUCAAGGCUUAUAACAACUUUGAUGCUGAGAGGGAUGCUUUAAACAUUGAGGCAGCCAUCAAGACCAAAGGGGUGGAUGAAGUUACUAUUGUCAACAUUCUGACAAAUCGCAGCAAUGAACAAAGGCAGGACAUUGCCUUUGCUUAUCAGAGAAGGACCAAAAAGGAACUUACAUCCGCACUGAAAUCUGCCUUAUCUGGCCACCUGGAAGCAGUGAUUUUGGGCCUUUUGAAGACACCAGCUCAGUAUGAUGCUUCGGAGCUGAAAGCCUCCAUGAAGGGCCUGGGUACCGAUGAAGAUUCCCUCAUUGAGAUCAUCUGCUCACGGACAAACCAGGAGCUCUAUGAAAUUAAUAAAGUCUACAGAGAAAUGUACAAGACAGAGUUGGAGAAGGACAUUAUUUCGGACACAUCUGGUGACUUCCGCAAAUUGAUGGUUGCCCUGGCAAAGGGCAGAAGGGCAGAGGAUGGGUCUGUGAUUGAUUAUGAGCUAAUUGACCAAGAUGCUCGGGACCUCUAUGAUGCAGGAGUGAAGAGGAAGGGAACUGAUGUCCCUAAAUGGAUCAGCAUUAUGACUGAGAGGAGUGUGUGCCACCUGCAGAAAGUAUUUGAAAGAUACAAGAGCUACAGCCCUUAUGACAUGUUGGAGAGUAUCAGGAAGGAGGUCAAAGGAGACCUUGAAAAUGCCUUCCUCAAUCUGGUUCAGUGCAUUCAGAACAAGCCCCUGUAUUUUGCUGACCGUCUUUAUGAUUCCAUGAAGGGCAAAGGGACCCGCGACAAGGUCCUGAUCAGGAUCAUGGUCUCCCGUAGUGAGGUGGACAUGUUGAAAAUUAGAUCUGAAUUCAAGAGGAAGUAUGGAAAGUCUCUGUAUUAUUUCAUCCAGCAAGACACAAAAGGAGACUACCAGAAAGCGCUUUUGUACCUGUGUGGAGGAGACGACUAAAACCCAUGUGGAAAAACAUAACCAAAGCAGUUGUAAUACCCAGAAACAUUGCUUUCUGCCCCUCCCCCUUGUAAUGUUAGAAAAUCAACUUGUGGUAACUUGCAACUAACAGUAACUCAUAUUAGUCCCUACUAGGGUGAUGUUAUUUGCUUUCUUGUCCUUUUCUAGUCAUGUAUGCAUUGCUUGGCUUUCCUCAAGUUUUCUCCUAGUCAAAGGAAUAAACAUUCCAAGGGAAUGGAAGUGAAAUCUCUGAUGUGAAACACUUGGCCUUCUUAUGUACUGUGUCGUCAAAAGAUAAAUAAAACUGAAUUUUUACUUUAAAA
Messenger RNA from Monodelphis domestica (gray short-tailed opossum), 1528 nucleotides. It is a transcript of the gene ANXA2, whose product is annotated as annexin A2. The record is from RefSeq and is a predicted model, not a curated record. Lineage: Eukaryota; Metazoa; Chordata; Mammalia; Didelphimorphia; Didelphidae. Gene Ontology annotation, cellular component: plasma membrane; vesicle membrane; cytoplasm. Gene Ontology annotation, biological process: positive regulation of receptor-mediated endocytosis involved in cholesterol transport. Gene Ontology annotation, molecular function: calcium-dependent phospholipid binding; phosphatidylserine binding; phospholipase inhibitor activity.